Molecule: messenger RNA, 1897 nt
Organism: Vombatus ursinus (common wombat)
Lineage: Eukaryota; Metazoa; Chordata; Mammalia; Diprotodontia; Vombatidae
Product: galactose-3-O-sulfotransferase 4-like
Exons: 4
Coding region: 79-1563 (494 amino acids)
Biological process (GO): glycolipid biosynthetic process
Cellular component (GO): membrane
Molecular function (GO): galactosylceramide sulfotransferase activity
Source: RefSeq, a predicted model, not a curated record
UCCAAGGAAGCAAGCUGUGGCUGGGGUGAGAGUAAAAAGGGGCUUAGCUCCCUAUUCCACUCCCCUAGAACAAUUUUGAUGAUUCGUCUUUGGCUCUGGGGGUCCAGGGGCCUCUGGGUUGCUUUGAUAGUCUUCGUGACCAUUGGAUUAGUACUCCAGAUUUGGCAAUGGCCCUUCCAGAGGAGGCCUCCUGGGCUAUAUUUUCCCCAACUGUGGGCCCCUUCCUCUGGCUCUUCUUUGGCCCCCUCCUGUCAUCCUCAGCAGCAGCUUGUAUUCUUGAAGACACAUAAGUCUGGAAGCAGUUCUGUACUAAGCCUUCUCCAUCAGUAUGGGGACCGGCACAGCCUACGCUUUGCCCUCCCUGUCCGUUACCAGUUUGGGUACCCGAAGUCCUUCCAGGCAACUUCAGUCAAAGGUUACCUCCCCCAUGGUGGGGGACCCCAGCCUCCCUUUCACAUCCUCUGCCACCACAUGAGGUUCAACCUACCAGAGGUACUCCGGGUCAUGCCCCCUGACAGUUUCUUCUUCUCCAUUGUCCGAGAUCCUGCAGCAUUGGCAAUUUCUGCCUUCUCCUACUACAAAUCCGUAUCAUCUGCUUUCCGUGCAGCACCAUCUCUGGCUGCCUUCCUGGCUUCACCACGAGCCUUCUACCGGCCAGGGGGCCGUGGGGACCACUAUGCAAGGAACUUGCUCUGGUUUGAUUUUGGCCUCCCCCUCCCCCGAGAAAUGAGGGCAUUGAAGAGGCAUCCCAAACCCCUCAAAAGAACCCAGUCCUCAAAGAUACAUAUUUGGCCAUCUAGCUCUGUAUCCCAACCCUCAAAACUUGAUCCCAACUCCCUCCCCAAACCUCCUUCCCAUCCUACAUCCCGUGUCCAAUCAGCUGACCACUCCAUGUCCCUCAGUCCUACUUCCAUAACAGAUUCAGUAUCUUCAUCCUUAAUCCAAUGGGCUCUGGCCUGGCUAGACUCAACCUUUGACCUGGUCUUGGUGGCAGAAUACUUUGAUGAGUCACUGGUGCUUCUGGCAGAUGCCCUGUGCUGGGGCCUGGAUGAUGUGGUAGGCUUUGUACACAAUGCCCAGGCAACUGGUAUGAAGAAUGUCAAAGGUCAUAAGGGGGUCAAAGAUCAUGGUAGAAUCAAGGAUAAGCAACUGGCUGCUCGGGCUAGAGCUUGGAACAACCUAGACUGGGCUCUCUAUGUCCACUUCAAUCACAGCCUAUGGGACCGUGCAGACCGUUAUGGGAGGGUGAGGCUUGCUUCAGCAGUAGCCAAACUUAGGGCCCGUAGGUCAGCAUUGGCAUCCCACUGCCUUUUGGGGGGAGGAGCUGUGGACCCUGGUCAAAUAGCUAACCUCCAGCUUCGUCCUUUCCAGUUUGGGGCCCGGGGGGUUCUGGGCUAUGUACUGAAAAAGGGGCUGAGCCCCCAAGACCAUGAAAAGUGUGAGCGCCUUGCUACUCCAGAGUUGCAGUAUAAAGACAAGCUGGAUGCCAAGCAGUUCCCCAAAGCUGUUCAGUCACCAUCCCACCCUCCUAAUGCCACAAGCCCAGGCCCCAAGGGCAGCUGAGACUAGAAAGGAGACACACAGAAAGGAGAGACACACAGAAUCUAACAAUAAAAAGGCUGGGGUAGCCAAAGAGGGCAAGGAACAAGGCAAUCUGCUGCUACAGAUCCUGCAGCUCCUUGGGAGCAAGUGCCAAACAGGGCCACACUGCCUCCAAUGCCUCAACUCUUUUCCAUUCCCCUUAAGGUUCCAGAUAUCUACCCCUUAUCACCUCCUACCCUCUCUGCUUCCUUUUCAAGCCCCAUGGCAGGCUCCAUGUAGCAACUCUCAACUCCCUGGAGGGGUCAAAAGGUUAAAAGUGGUGGAAUCAUGUGAAAUAAAGAAAUUCUGAAAUUUA